Molecule: messenger RNA, 972 nt
Organism: Penicillium atrosanguineum
Lineage: Eukaryota; Fungi; Ascomycota; Eurotiomycetes; Eurotiales; Aspergillaceae
Exons: 7
Coding region: 1-972 (323 amino acids)
Cellular component (GO): cytosol
Molecular function (GO): aldose reductase (NADPH) activity
Source: RefSeq, a predicted model, not a curated record
AUGUCUCUCGGGCGUACUUUCAAGCUUAACUCGGGCUACGAUAUCCCGGCCGUUGGCCUCGGAACGUGGUUGUCCAAGCCCCAUGAGGUCGAAAAUGCAGUCGAGACUGCCCUUCGCAAGGGCUACCGCCACAUCGACGCAGCAGCCUGCUACCAGAACGAGAAUGAAGUAGGAAACGGCUGGAAGAAGUCCGGCGUGCCGCGCGAAGAGAUCUUUAUCACUAGCAAAAUAUGGAACACACACCACCAUCCUGACCAUGUCGAGGAAGGCCUCAACAAGACGCUGAAAGACCUCCAGACAGAUUACCUAGACCUGUACCUCAUCCACUGGCCCGUUGCUUUCGCGCAUACGAACGAUACCCUCACCCCGACCGAUCCGACGACGAAGCGAUUCCUCAUAGCCGAUGUUCCGAUCUCCGAAACCUGGGCGGCUCUGGAGAAGUUCGUCGCAAUGGGCAAGAUUCGGAGUAUCGGUAUCAGCAAUUUCACCAUUGAAGAGACCAAGAAGCUGUUGGAGACUGCGAAGAUUCCUCCCGCUGUGAACCAAAUCGAGGCGCAUCCUUACCUGUUACAGCCGAACCUUUUCAAGUUUUUGAAGGAUAGUAAUAUUCUGCCUGUGGCGUACAGUCCGCUCGGAAAUAACAUUUUUAACCUUCCACGUGUUGUCGAUGACUUGUCGGUGGUGGAAAUUGCCAAGAAGCUGAACAAGGACCCUGCUCAGCUGCUGAUCUCGUGGGCUGUUCAGCGGGGCUUUUCCGUGUUGCCCAAGAGUGUUACUCCCUCGCGUAUCGAGAGCAACUUCCAAGAUUUCGUGAUUCCCGACGCGGAGUUCGACGGUCUGAACAAGCUGGACCGUAACCAGCGUUACAACUAUCCUUUCCGUUGGGGAGUUGAUGUCUUCAAUGAGUUGGGUCCGGCUGAGGCUGAGAGACGAGCUGAGGAGCAUGCUGCUCAGUUGAGGGCUUCUGCUUAG